UGGCGGCGCGGGUUAGUUGAGAAGCCGAGAGGCCCGAGACAAGACGAAGGUCAAAAGUGGACAAGGGACGUGACUCGAGUCGUGAAUCCCGGUCCGAGCCGGAGGGUAGAGUAUCAUUUUUGUUGCCAUGAAAAGAGCUCAGGUGUAGGCAGUAGCUCCUGUUUCUUAGUCUGGUUUACAGAAUUACAAUUUAAAUUGCCUGUACACUCCACUGAGAUCAGUAACUGUAAUAGAACUCUGUUCAUCAGAGAAGCAAUGGAGUUUUCAGCAGGCAGCGUAUUAGUACUUGUCCUGCUAGGACUCUGCUCCGCUGAGGCCCUGCAGUGGCCGCAACCAUACCGGCGCUAUGCGUCCAGACCGAAAGCACUGCCUUUCUGCAAGGCAGCAUUCCCUUUUUGCCCAACUGGUGACUCAACUGGAAAGAUUCCUGUGAUGGCAGACACAGAUCAAAUUGAGGUUUUGGCUUUAAAAGCCCCUGUCUGGGAAUUCAAGUAUGGUGAUCUUCUUGGAACACUGAAAAUCUUCCACGAUGCGGUUGGUUUUCGUAACUUGCAAACUGGCCAGAACUUCACAACCGAGUGGUAUGAGCUCUUCCAGUUGUUCAACUGUUCAUUUCCUCAUGAAGUGGCUGGUGCACGUGAGCCAGUGUGGUGCAAUCAGGGAGCAGCUUGCUUGUACGUUGGUAUAACUGACAAUCACUGGAAAGCUAAUGGCACGAUAACACUAGUGUCGACCAUCACUGGACAUCAAUUUAACCAGCUAGCCGACUGGAUUCACCAGGACAAUAACACUGGAAUCUACUAUGAGACGUUCCAGGUUGAUGACUCGGAUGGUCCGAGUGCCAAGGUGUGGUUCUGGUCGUAUGACUGUGCCAGUUAUGUCUUGCGCCUGUUCGAUGCCAUGCACACAUUUGGAGCCGUCUUCAACAAAGAUGUUAAGCUGAACUACACCAGAAUGCGAUUGUACUCCAAUGAGCCACAGCUGCUAGGAAACUCGACUGAAAUAUUCGGUGCUGGCUCCAACAAGACGGACACGGCGUCGGACUUGAUGAAGUUCUAUUCCAACUUUACUCCGAUGGCCAAGACGUUGACGUUUGCCGAGCACCUGCUGAAGAUAUUUGAGUAUGUUGUGUUGGAAGAAGUCUUUUAUCUUUACUACAAUAACCAGUACUGGCUCUUACCAAUGAAGUCACCUUUUGCUAAGAUCACCUACACGGAAAUACCCCUGCCGGGUGUCACACCUAACUGAAUACUCCACCAUAGAAACCUUAGCCGCCUGUUCUGAAUCAUAAGUCAAACGGGUACUUGAAUUUGAAGUUCGAUGCGCUGGCAGUAUCUAACCUUCCUCAACAUUUUGCACCAGUCUCUUCACAAUUCCCUUUGCCACCCUUUGGCCAACACGAUUGUGAUAAUCUUUUUGUCUUCUUUUCGUCUAUGUAUUUCUUAUUCUUACUCUUCUAAAUGUUUGAGGGAGUUCAAACGGGAAACAGAAUGUUCAUCUUUUUUAUUAUUUACUUUGUACAUUGCCAACUUUAGUGGUCUGCACAGCUUCGCUCAUUUCGUAUGUGGUUCAAAUUCAAACUAUGGACCUUCAAAGUACAAGUA
Messenger RNA from Sycon ciliatum, 1604 nucleotides. RefSeq names its product bis(monoacylglycero)phosphate synthase CLN5-like. The record is from RefSeq and is a predicted model, not a curated record. The transcript has 5 exons. Gene Ontology annotation, cellular component: lysosomal membrane; lysosome. NCBI's taxonomy places the organism in Eukaryota, Metazoa, Porifera, Calcarea, Leucosolenida, Sycettidae. The coding region runs from base 256 to 1248 and encodes 330 amino acids. Gene Ontology annotation, molecular function: hydrolase activity, acting on glycosyl bonds. Gene Ontology annotation, biological process: lysosome organization.